AUGGCUCCACGUCGAUCUACGGCAAGAGGCUCAAGUGCAACGCCGGUACGGGCAGUAUCACCGGCGAAACGGUCGAAUCGUGCAGGCAGCGCCGCAUCACCAGACAAUGCUAUCCCACGUCGAGUCACUCGUGGUACCUCUCAACAACCGAGUCUUGCGGCAGAUGGUAUUGUGAACAACCCGAGGCUGCCUGAGGUGCAACUCCAGCAAUCUUAUGCUUAUGGAUCAAGCAAGACUCCCGUCCUACCUACCCAGUUGCUCGCGCGAAGUAGGAUGAAUUUGACAGAGAUGGCCGAAACAAUCGAUGUUGGAGUCGAACAAGCGCAGCAACAUCUCCAGAAUCAUAUCGAGGAAACUCAAGCAAAUCUACAAAAGGACCCUCGGGCUGAAAGGGCUCGACGAAGAGCUUCUCGCGAGAACUCACGGGAAGCCUCCGUGGCGAGUGAUGAUGCCGAGAAACACCGCACUCAGCGAGUAGCAGCGUGGGCAAGUUCUCUAGAUGACAACCGACUAAACGGUAUACCAGAAGAAAGUCAAGAAUCAGUGAGGCUUGAAGCUGACAACGAUGACGGAAGCUAUGAGAGCGCGGCCCGAAGUAUCCCUGAUGAUGAUUCCAACAAGGGAACAGAUCCCUCGAGCUUUCCCAGCGGGAUAUUUGAUCAUAGCUACAACUAUGAAAGAGGUCUCCGGAAGCCUCAGAUCACGAUACGAGAACGAAAAGACCCAUGGUUUCGAAAGGCCUGGAAUGGCAGCAAACAUUCCGCCCAACAACUUCGGCAGACAUCCUCAGACUGCUUUAGUUCGAUAUUGGACUGGUGGAUACGGUUAUUGCGGGCCAGCGGCAGGGCGAUCAGGAGCAUCCCAAACUCGCCACUUGUGGCCAUCACGAUGAGCAUUAUUUUCGCAUUGGUACUUGUCGGAGGAGCGAGCUUUCUAUUAUGUCACGCCUACACUAAUUUUGUUUGCGAUCCUUUAUCGACUUCCACAGCCGGAUUAACCCUUCAAAAGUUCUGCGGAAGGUGUACGCGGAGCUCCAGUAUCGAAUCUCUGAAUCUUACCGCUGGCAACAGAAACGAUCUGUCAAAGCUCACGGCAGCUAUACACAACAUCAACCAACAACUCGGGAUUCUUGAAACACGAUUGACCGACAAACUCGACUCACAGUACGCGACAGUCGGUAAAGAUAUUGAGAGCCUUAAGAGGCACUAUUCAGAGCUGUCAACCCAGAUGGGCGGCUUGAGACCGGGAGACGAAUUGGGUACCUUGCCUGGCAAUGCCCCGUCCCCGAUCAUUCGAAAAGUCAACUACUUCGCACCAAGCAACGGAGCCAUGAUCGACCUAAAAUUAACCUCACCGACAAUGCAGAAGCCCCGGCCAUUCUUGCACCGACUGCUCUUACGGAUUCUGCUCUCGGCGCAUUACGUGACCAAGCCACCGCUUGAAGCUCUAACUCCAUGGCACGAUGUGGGAGACUGUUGGUGCGCUGCGGCCGUUAAGGGCAGCGACCCUGGACCCGAGGAUGACUUGAUGAGACUCGGCGUGACAGUGACGGAGAUGAUAUAUCCCACUGAAGUGCUUCUGGAGAACUAUCCGAGCACUGGUUCACUAUUGCCGGGAUCGACGCCCAAGACCAUCGAACUUUGGGCCGAUUUUGAACACCUGGAUAGUUUGGAGUGGGAGAAGCUGAACAUCCGGGCGAUGCAAGGCGUGACCGGAAGUCCCUUGGGGCCGACCUACGCACUCAUUGGAAAAAUGGAAUACGAUGUCUCGAGCGAGGCUAGUUAUACCCAGGCUUUUCCGCUGGAUGUGAACCAGGGUUCAUUGGCGUACCCUGCACAAAAUUUCGUGGUGAGGGUGACUGAAAACUAUGGCGCGGAAUUCGCCUGCUUGUACAGGGUUCGGCUGCAUGGCGUUCCGUUAUCUGGCACGAGAUCGUCCGCCGACUCGGCAAGCUAG
Molecule: messenger RNA, 1956 nt
Organism: Fonsecaea nubica
Lineage: Eukaryota; Fungi; Ascomycota; Eurotiomycetes; Chaetothyriales; Herpotrichiellaceae
Exons: 1
Coding region: 1-1956 (651 amino acids)
Biological process (GO): nuclear envelope organization
Cellular component (GO): nuclear envelope; meiotic nuclear membrane microtubule tethering complex
Molecular function (GO): protein-membrane adaptor activity
Source: RefSeq, a predicted model, not a curated record